Molecule: messenger RNA, 1515 nt
Organism: Talaromyces amestolkiae
Lineage: Eukaryota; Fungi; Ascomycota; Eurotiomycetes; Eurotiales; Trichocomaceae
Exons: 3
Coding region: 1-1515 (504 amino acids)
Biological process (GO): sphingosine biosynthetic process
Cellular component (GO): cytoplasm; intracellular membrane-bounded organelle; membrane
Source: RefSeq, a predicted model, not a curated record
AUGUCCGCAGACGAAGUMCCCGCCGACGCUUCCGCCGCGAAGAUGGCGGCCAGCGAUAUGGGAGAGUUGAGCCCGGACCUAUCUCUUGCAGUGGGAAAUAAUGUCACUCUGACUCUGCAGUCUGAUGCGCUCUUCGUGAAUGAUCCCGCGACAAAAAAGGACGUUCGCUACUGUGGUCUACAAGUCGUCGCUACUACCGCGUCCCAAUCAAUCCCCUACUACGACAUCCUCUCCGCACAAAUCUCCGACUCCGCUCUCAUCCUCAAAUACGCAAAGCCCGUCGUGAAAGACGACUACGCCCCCAGCACACUUACAUACGCGCUCGACAACGACCAAACAUCACUCGCCAUAGCAGAGGCAUGGAUUGAGCAACUCCUCAAAUCCGCAUACGGCCAAGCUCAGCGCAACAAGCGACUACGGGUCCUGAUCAACCCGUAUGGUGGUAAAGGAUACGCCAAGGAAUUAUACAAUGAAUAUGCAGCUCCCAUGUUCGAGGCGGCGGGGUGUAAAGUUGAUCUGGAGCUGACCAAAUACGCUGGCCAUGCGACAGAUAUUGCUGAGAAAAUGGAUAUCGACGCCUACGAUGCAGUCCUCUGCUGUUCCGGAGACGGUCUUCCCUAUGAAGUGCUCAACGGAUUCGCGAAACGAGCCAAUGCCGCCGAAGCACUCGCCAAAGUCGCCGUUGCCAUGGUGCCCUGCGGCUCCGGAAAUGCGAUGGCAUGGAACCUUUGCGGGACUAACAGCGUCAGUCUUGCGGCGUUGAGUAUCAUCAAGGGUUUGCGCACGCCCCUGGACUUAGUCUCUUUGACCCAAACGGGUACUCGGACACUAUCGUUUUUGUCGCAGUCUUACGGAAUCGUCGCAGAGUCUGAUUUGGGCACGGAUCAUUUACGAUGGAUGGGCGCCGCGCGCUUCACGUAUGGCUUCCUCACGCGGCUUCUGCGUCAGGCGACGUAUCCAUGCGACAUAUCCUUCAAGCUGGAGACGGACAGCAAACAAGCAAUGAAAGAGCGAUAUCUUGAAUACAAAAACCAGAAACCGGCCCUACGACCCAUCGGCGGCAGCCAAGAAGUCAUCGGUCAGGGUCUACCGGCACUCAAGUACGGCACCGUCGACGACGAAGUGCCGAGUGACUGGCAGACGAUUUCGACCGACACACUGAGCAACUUCUACGCCGGUAAUAUGGCCAUUAUGACUGCCGACGCGAACUUUUUCCCGGCCACCGUGCCCAACGACGGAUUGAUUGAUGUCGUCAUGAUUGACGGCGCGAUUGGUCGAUUGCGAGCAUUAUCCAUGAUGACCGCCGUCGAGAAUGGGGGGUUUUUUGACUACCCCGAAGUCGAAGUUCGCAAAGUCCACGCUUAUCGUCUUACUCCCAGGGGUAGUAAAGACGGGUAUAUCAGUGUGGAUGGUGAACGGAUCCCCUGGCAGCCGUUUCAGGUAGAGGUUCAUCCGGGUCUAGGUACGGUGUUGUCUAAGAGCGGGCAUUUGUAUGAAGCUCAGGGACCUGUAUGA